UUCACCGCACGGCUCCGCGGAGCUGAUGGGAGAUGCUUCAGCAACACGCUUUUUUGGUGAAACAGCACCCAGAGGACGCGUCAUGUGUCGUCCUCCACCUGCUGUUGUUCACCGCACGGCGCCGCAGAGCUGAUGGGAGAUGCUUCAGCAACACGCUUCUUUGGUGAACAGCACCCAGAGGACGCCGCACGCUGCUGUUGUUCACCGCACGGCGCCGCGGAGCUGAUGGGAGAUCCUCCAGCAACACGCUUCUCUGGUGAAACAGCACCCAGAGGACGCCGCACACCUGCUGUUGUUUCGUUCGCGUGGCGAGAGGCUCCUGAAGAAGCAACUUUUUUUUUCUUCUUCCCGCCGCCGCCGGCCGGGAUCCAGGCGCCGGCCGCCUCCAGUUCUGGGCGGGCGUCCGCGGGCGUCGGUCGGGACAGCGCGCGGCGUCGCCGUCGGACGAGGCGACCAGAGAGAGAAGGCAGCUCGAGUGGAGGAGAAGAAAGAACGGUCGAGCUCUUCCCCCGAAGAUCCAUUCCGCGUUUUGUAAUUGCGUGCCCCGGCGGUUAAAGGUUUUCGUGCGUGUGCGUCCCAGAGAGAGAAAGAGAAAGAUAGAGCGAGAGUGCUGAAGGUCUGAAGGCGUUUUUUUUUUCUUCUUCUUUCCUUCUUCUCCUCCUUUUACCCGAGGGUGGUUUUCGGACGAAGGCGGGGAGCCGAAGGGGGUGCGGCCAAGACACGUGUUAUCCCCAGGACAGCGCUCUUGCGUGCAAGUCAGUGUAAAUCCCCUCUUCCAACACACACGCACGAACCCCACCACCCCCGCCCCUUCUCAUACCAUCCACCAGCGCGCAACUAAAACCAACCACCCUUCCGCCGCAGGGUUCAGAGGCAGAUAUGGAGAGAAAGAAAGAAGGGAAAAAACUUGCAGUCACGUGAUCACCUUCGGGGUGGGUUCGGGAACGCAAGGGCGAAUAGAAAAAAAACUUUUAGAGAGAUAGAGAGGAAGAAAAAAAAAACAUAUCCCUUGUUCCGUGUGCCGUUAGGUAAUUUGUUAAAUUAAGGGAGAAGGGGGGAAUGAAGGAAGAAAAAGGGUGAAGCGAGAGCUGUAAGGUUCUUUACCCCCGUGAACGUCCGGGGCUGAGUCGUCAAGAAAGAAAAGAAAAAAAAAGAAACAACGGCGCAUCGCAAGACCGUGCGCUUCACUUCUUCGGCUCGCGGCCGUUCCGACUCCACGCAAGAACUACCAAAAAGAUUGCACGUAGCGGGGAAAAAAAAAAAAAA
Messenger RNA from Bacillus rossius redtenbacheri, 1266 nucleotides. RefSeq lists its product as uncharacterized. NCBI's taxonomy places the organism in Eukaryota, Metazoa, Arthropoda, Insecta, Phasmatodea, Bacillidae. The transcript is spliced from 4 exons. The coding region runs from base 133 to 555 and encodes 140 amino acids. The record is from RefSeq and is a predicted model, not a curated record.